Messenger RNA from Exophiala aquamarina CBS 119918, 390 nucleotides. RefSeq lists its product as uncharacterized. Lineage: Eukaryota; Fungi; Ascomycota; Eurotiomycetes; Chaetothyriales; Herpotrichiellaceae. Bases 1 to 390 code for a protein of 129 amino acids. The record is from RefSeq and is a predicted model, not a curated record. The transcript has 2 exons. Gene Ontology annotation, molecular function: peroxiredoxin activity.
AUGGCGAAAAGCAAUACAGACACAGCUGGACCCGAACGCUCAGAGAAGUAUCUCCUAGGAGAAAAGAUGGUGGUGGAGUUCCUUGGCAAGCCAUACCAGCUCGGCAAAAGCAACAUAUUCUCCGAGACUCUAAGAGAGUAUACGUUCGAGCACACCCUUUCGAGCUACGCUCGACCAGGCCUCACGUUUAGAGAACGCAACCUGCUGAACAUUGCACUGUUCAUAGCCACUAAUCGGGAACACGAACUGCGGAUUAAUCUGCUAUCUACGGAGCACAAUGGCUUAUCGAAGGAGGAUACUUGUGAGGCCAUCCGACACUGCAUGCUCUACACGGGGAUGGCAGCGGGGAGAGAUGCGUUCCUGGUGGCCAGCGAGUUGCUGGGGGACUAA